Messenger RNA from Panonychus citri (citrus red mite), 1383 nucleotides. RefSeq lists its product as uncharacterized. The coding region runs from base 22 to 1266 and encodes 414 amino acids. NCBI's taxonomy places the organism in Eukaryota, Metazoa, Arthropoda, Arachnida, Trombidiformes, Tetranychidae. The record is from RefSeq and is a predicted model, not a curated record. The transcript has 4 exons.
UUUGAAUUUACCGGGAAGUCGAUGCUAACGCACCGUAGAUGGAGCUCAUGGGAAACAUAUGGUGAAUCAAAACAAUCAACAAAGAUUCUGAUGAUGGUCACUUUUUCAAUUUUGGUCUUCGGAUUCGUCUCGGUUUUUGCAGCCGAUGAGGUUGAUAACAAUUCAGGUGGGUCUGGCCAGGUCGAAAUGUCAUCAACAACACCAGUUAAUAAUCGAGUCCCGAAUAAGGAUAUGGCCAAUAAGCAAGUUGAUGGACAUGACUCUGAGGAUAGUUUUGAUUUACCAACUACACCGGGGAUAGUUCCAGAUCCAAAUGAUGAUGGUCAGUUAUCAGUCGAUAUGAAUGUUGCUGACGAAGGGAAUGCUGAUAGUAACGAAAAUGGUGAUGGUAACAAUGUUGGUAAUGAUGAUGGUAAUAAUGGUGGUAAUGGUGAUGGUAAUAAUGGCGGUAAUGGUGAUGGUAAUGGUGGUAAUGGUGAUGGUAAUAAUGGUGGUGAUGGUGAUGGUAAUGGUGGUAAUGGUGAUCGGACGAGCGAUGGUUUUGAAAGUUGCGUAAGCUCGGCUUCCAGUAGUAGUAGUAGUACCAGAAGAAAACGUAAGAAGUCACGAAAAGAGAGAAGGCAAGUUCCAAAAGCAUCGAUUCGUUAUAAUAGUGUUUUAGAUGCAACUGCCGAGAUAAAGGUACACAAUUAUUCCGUUCGUCCAGAUGGUAAAGUUCUCGUUGGAGGCGAUUAUGGUAAAUUUAUAGCUGAGGUCGAAAGAAUAACGAAUUUUGAUAGAGAAAAGACAGUCGAAAUUUCGCCGGAGGAGCAAGUUACUUGGGCAAAAGAUUCAAGUAACGAGAAAGGUAAAACCAUAACUGAGCAGGAAAAGGAGGCCAAGGAGCGACUUGAGAAGUAUCCAGUUUUAUUUGGGUGUAUAUAUUGUAAAACCAAUUUCACAAAGUUAUGGAUGUUAAAGGAUCAUGUGUAUGGUAAAGAUUAUGGUGAUGCGCGAAAAUAUGCGUGCAUAGUUCGAUGUACUGAAGAGGAAUUGAAUCGUACUAGCAUCCCGAAAACUUCGGUUCCAAAAAGGUUUCCUUGGGGAGAUCUUAUUUGCGUUAAUCCUAAGCUCUGGACUAAGACAUCUACAGGUCGGACGUCAUUUAAGGUUCCACCAAAUAUAAGGAAAACGUGGGUUGAGGGAAUGGUAGAUGAACGGGAUAAAUCAUUGGUUGGUAAGAGAGGAAGACCAAGGAAAUCAACAUCAACUACUCCUAGUGAGUAACUUAUCAAUAACAGAUACAAAAAAUGGAAGGAAAAAAAAAUCUCAAGUGGCCUUAAUUCUUAUUUUAAUCAUAUAUUUUACUUAACUUUAAAUAUUAAUGUUUUUCUCUUUUUUUUG